Molecule: messenger RNA, 894 nt
Organism: Corylus avellana
Lineage: Eukaryota; Viridiplantae; Streptophyta; Magnoliopsida; Fagales; Betulaceae
Source: RefSeq, a predicted model, not a curated record
AUGGCACCGAGAGUAAAACCGUGCCCGGCGUGCAAGUGUCUGAGGCAAAAGUGCACGAACGACUGCAUGUUUGCGCCGUAUUUCGCACCAGACCAGCCGGAGAAGUUCGCGAACGUGCACAAAGUCUUCGGCUCCAGCACCGUGGCCCAGCAGCUCAAAGAUCUCCCCCCGUCGCAGUGCGAGAACACCGUGAACUCGCUAGCCGACGAGGCGGAGUCGUGCCUGGGGGACCGGUCCCCCAGGCGCGACUCCGUCCGCGGCUGCGUAGACCUCGCCGCAAUUCUCCAUCAGAGCCUACAGCAGGUUCAGACCAAUAUCAUCACUAUCAGAAAGGAUCUCGCCACCUACGAGCCACAGAUCCAGUCUCAGCCCCAGCAACAGAUAUUUGAGGCUGCUGUGCAACAGCAAAUUUUGCGGGCAUAUGAGCUGGCCGAAAUAGAGCAACGUGAGCUUUUGCGGCUACAUGAACUACUAAUGGAGCCGAAGCCUAUGAGUUUCAAUGAUGGGUUCGACCCAGCUGCGGCGGAUGGUUCAAGCCAGCACCACGAGCACCAGUCAAUUGACGCUCAGCAAUUGCUUGCGGCUGUGGCUGCGAGAGAACAGCAGCAGCAACAGAAGCUUGUGGGCUUCAAUAGUGGGUUCGACCCCGCUGCGGCGGGUAAUUCAGUUACUGCGCAGACGAAUAUUGCUGGUGAUGGUGGUGUUAUGUCGCCUUCGCUGGCACCGGGCACGUUUGAAAACCCUUACCAGAUUCAAUCACCACAACAAGUAGUGGAACACCACGGCCAUCCACUUCAGACGCAGCUCCAGCAGUUACACCAACAGAAUCAACAAACUCAGCAAGCCCAGUCAGAAAGUGAUGAGAAGCGUAAGGGUAAGGGUGUUGGUCAUUAA